This is a messenger RNA of Labrus bergylta (ballan wrasse), 3143 nucleotides long. Lineage: Eukaryota; Metazoa; Chordata; Actinopteri; Labriformes; Labridae. The record is from RefSeq and is a predicted model, not a curated record.
AGACGAUGGUUGAGGAGAGGAGUCGAGCCGUCAUGGCCGUGAUGCUCCUCCUAGUCUUGACUUGGUCCGGUGGCGACGGGUCGGUGGGUUUGGAAUGCAGCCCGCCCACAACGGAGACGCUCAGCGCGGUGCGUUUACUGCCGGCUGUGGUGGACUCCCAGAGGGCGGAGCAGAGUCAGAGACAACACCUGGAGGCUUUGUUCAACAGGUACGGAGAGAACGGCACCAUCUCUCUGGCCGGUCUGAAGCGCCUCUUACAGAACGUGGGUUUGAAUCGCAUCAGGGCGGUGAGGGUGCAGCACCACGAGCAAGCAGGCCAUCAUCAUCACAAUCACCACCAUCAUCACAAUCACCACAACGGCCACCAUAACCACCGUCCGCAUAAUGACAGUCACGAUGCGAGUGACAGGAAGCCAGCGGCGCAGGAGGGCGGCUCCACGGCGCCGUACAGCGCCCAGCUGGUGGCGAGAGCAGACGGUAAUAAAAGACAAAGGGGACAGACGGCCACGCAGACCGCUGCUGGACUGCUCUCUGCAAACCGGACAGAGUCAGCCGCAGUCAGCGAGGGGGGCCACCUGAACCACGAGCACGAGCGUGUACACCGAGGGCUUCCCGGCAACCGGAGCGAGGACCGAGUGGAGUGUCUGAACGCCUCCAGCAUCCUCUCCUCACAUGGGAUGUCUGUGGAGGGGAGCAUGACCCUCAGCGACUUCAGCAUCCUCUGCCCAGCCCUCCUCAACCAGAUUGACAGCGACGCGUGCAUCCUGGACGGAGAUGCCGCACAACACGGGGAGAGAGAUCAUAAGCAUGCUCACGGUCACCACGACCACGACAACUUGGACCACGACUUCAGCGAGCGCUCCGGUGGAGAAAGCAGCAAAAGCAUCAUGACAGCGUGGGUCGGAGGCUUCAUCUCCAUCACCAUCAUCAGCCUGCUGUCGCUGCUCGGCGUCGUGCUCAUCCCGCUCAUGAACAGAGUUUUCUUCAAGUUCCUCCUCAGCUUCCUGGUGGCGCUGGCUGUCGGCACGCUCAGCGGAGACGCCUUCCUUCAUCUCAUCCCCCACUCUCUUUCCUUCGCCCACCAUCACCACCACGAGAAUCCUGGGAUGAAUUUCUCGGAGGGACAUCAAGCGCACCAGGAGCAGGAGGAGAACCUGGACCCUGUGUGGAAGGGUCUGACAGCUCUGAGCGGAGUCUACAUCAUGUUUCUGAUCGAACACUUCCUGACGCUGGCAAAGAUGUAUAAAGACAAGAAACAAAAGGUCCAAAAGAAGUGGGAUCAGAACGACAAAGCAGAUCCGGAGAAGCAGCCUGCUCUGGAGGAGAACGACCUGAAACCAGCUGAAGAUGUGGAGACGAAUGGCGCAGGUUUGUUCGGCGACCACUCAAACAACCUGCAUGGAAGCAGCGUGGCCGAGGAGGAGCAGGUGAUGCUGGCGCCGCAGGUGUCCGUGUUGCCAUCUGGUGCCGCCGCCUACACCGCCGAGGACUGUGAGAACAAAUGUCACUCGCACUUUCACGACACGGUUGGCCAGGCGGACAGCAUGCACCACCACCACCACGACUACCACCACAUCCUGCACCACCACCACUCCCAGAACCACCACCCGCACAGCCACUCCCACUCCUACUCGGAGCAGCACUUCCAGGAGGCCGGCGUGGCAACGCUCGCCUGGAUGGUGAUCAUGGGAGAUGGACUGCACAACUUCAGCGAUGGGCUGGCUAUCGGUGCUGCCUUCACCGAGGGUCUGUCCAGCGGUCUCAGCACGUCUGUGGCUGUUUUCUGCCACGAGCUGCCUCACGAGUUAGGUGACUUUGCGGUUCUCCUCAAGGCCGGUAUGACUGUGCGUCAGGCCAUCCUCUACAACGUGUUGUCGGCCAUGAUGGCCUACCUGGGGAUGGUGACGGGGAUCCUGAUCGGACACUACGCAGAUAACAUCUCCAUGUGGAUAUUCGCCCUGACAGCCGGGCUCUUCAUGUACGUGGCUCUGGUGGACAUGGUGCCGGAGAUGUUGCACAACGACGCCGGGGACCACGGCUUCAGCCACUGCGGCUUCUUCCUGCUGCAGAACGCCGGCAUCCUGCUGGGCUUCUGCAUCAUGCUGCUAAUCGCCCUUUUUGAGCACAAAAUCCAGCUGGACCUGGGCUACUGAAGGACAGUUCAGUCUGUGAGCUGCGUGCGCGUUUCAGCGUCAGAGGUGUGGUGUGUUGUUUGUUUUCUUUAGGUGUUGUCGCUCCGCUCACCUCGACUUAGUUUGUAUUCUCGCAAAAAACAGAAGCAUCAGUUCCACUACCGACAUCUCUCUGUCGUCGUAGCUGAAGGAGGAAAAGCUCCCAACCCCCCGAGCUGCUGACGCUCCAGUUCAUCAUGCUGCUUGAGCUGUAGUAAGAAGAAAAGUUUUAGUUUUUUAGUUAGACAAUUCCUCCCAUUUCUGACAAACUCCUGAGCCUUAAGACGGCCGACAAAAACACAGAAAUCCUCGUUGUAACAUCUCUUCACUCACAAAUGCUCCUCACAGUCUAAACAAGAAACACACUGCGAUGUCGUGUUUGCCUUCACGUUGAUUCAGUUUUUAAGUCUGAUUCAGGCGUUUACUUCGACAGCAUCAGAAGUGUUGGAGGCGUUUCUGCUGCAGAGUUAAAAGCAUGUCAGUAUUUCAUCAACUUAAAAAAAUAUCGGCCGAUAUCAGCAUAUCAAGUAUCUGUAUCGGCUCAUUUAUCUCCGAUAUGCGCCGAUGUUAGGAGAUUUAUUCACCAAUCAAACAGCAUUUCCUUUGAGUUUCAUUGUAUUACACUGGCAGUUCUCUUUCACCAGCAGGGGGUGCUAUACAGAUUACAUCAAGCAUCAUCACUGUGCAGUGUCGUGCUGUGAUAGAGGGCUAUGGGAUUUUUGUGGCCAAUAUAGACAUCGAUAUUGGCGAGAGAAAAAAUCUCAUCAGCCGAUAUCUUUCUUAGAUCUGUGUUUGAUCUGUAGAGUUAUAUUGAUUUAUUGUGUUGAUCCCUCAGUUAACAAACUCUUGUUGAAAAGAUUUAUAAUGAAGACGAGAUGGUCACUCUGCUGGAAAAUAACUGAGCAUGUACGUGCAUCACCGCUCCACACUCUGCAGAGUGAUGAUGCUUGUUGUAAUCCAUAUAGCGCCCUC